AUGCCUGCUCUUAUGCUUGCUAAAUCGCCUACACAAAAACAUACUAGUUAUCUCGUCAGUGUUUGCUGGUUGGUCUAUCAUUUGCGCAAUUGUGGUCUACUAGGGUAUGUUUUUAAACGAGAACACAUCGGCCGCUGCAGGCGCCUGCUUUCGGAAAACGUAACCCUCUUUAAAAAGACACCUGCGACACUUUCAUCAAUAUUAGCGAAUAUGAUCCGAAGCUUCAUAUACUUCUCCAGUGUUUCUACAGGGAAGUUUCAACGACGAAGCGUUUCGGAUGGUGGAAUUUGGUCAACCUCCACGGCUCUAACUAUCUCUAAGUUUGUCACCUCGAAUGCGACUGCCAAAAGGUGGCCGUAG
This is a messenger RNA of Botrytis porri, 360 nucleotides long. RefSeq lists its product as uncharacterized. NCBI's taxonomy places the organism in Eukaryota, Fungi, Ascomycota, Leotiomycetes, Helotiales, Sclerotiniaceae. The record is from RefSeq and is a predicted model, not a curated record. The transcript has a single exon. Bases 1 to 360 code for a protein of 119 amino acids.